Messenger RNA from Astyanax mexicanus (Mexican tetra), 5609 nucleotides. It is a transcript of the gene kifc3, whose product is annotated as kinesin family member C3. The record is from RefSeq and is a predicted model, not a curated record. NCBI's taxonomy places the organism in Eukaryota, Metazoa, Chordata, Actinopteri, Characiformes, Acestrorhamphidae. Gene Ontology annotation, biological process: microtubule-based movement. The transcript is spliced from 24 exons. Gene Ontology annotation, molecular function: ATP binding; microtubule binding; microtubule motor activity. Bases 390 to 3680 code for a protein of 1096 amino acids.
AAUAACUUUCUGCACUUUUUUUCUACUAUUUCUUUGCUUUUUAUUUUAAUUGCUUUGCAAAAUGGACUUUUUUGGACAUCCAAACUUUUGUUUUUAUCAUUUUUCCUGAAGAACAUUUGAAAGCCAAUCAACAACCAUCAUUGGACAGAACUGUCUGAAGUGUAAAUAUCCACUUUCAGUCUUUGAUGGACAUUUAAGGGCUCUGUUCUCCGCCGAGCUCUGGGCGUUUGGGUUUCAGCAGGUUUGUGUUUCAGUAAAGGAUCUGUUCUGGCUGAGCGUAACAGUCACCGGAGGAUAGUGUUCUUAUCCUCCAGAUGUAACGUCCUUCAGGGAAAUUUCCCUGCGGAGCAACGGAUGAACCGAACGUCCUGGUACUAGCCGCCGAGACCAUGUACGUCCUGUGCACGCUCAUCCUGCUGUCCAUCCACAGCCUGUUCAAACGACCCACAGCGCUGGAGGCCCGCGAGAAUCCAGCUCGGGCUGAGGCUCUGGAGGACAGACAGAAGCCCAGGAAGGAGGCACUUCAGCUGGGCCGAAAGAAGCGGGCCAGACCCCCUCUGCCUGGAAGUUCUAGAGCUCCACACAGUGAAUGUAGAAACAGAACCGCUGGAGCCCACGGGCAGAGGAAACCAAGCAGCAGAGCACACCUGCAGAACACAGGUGACCCCUGCGAGAGAGUCCAGCCGGUCCAGCAGUGUGGUCUCCUCGGCCCGGCGGUCAUGUUCGGCACACGGAAGACCUGGGACCUCAGCCACACCCCCUGCCUGCAGGAGCUCUGGAACAAAGACCUCUCAUUGGAUGCAAGUUCAGUGGAUUUCCUGAUGAGCGAUGGUGAGGAGGAAAGCUCUUUCUUGACGUUGCCGAACACAGUCCUCCAGCGCCACUGCCUGACCUCUGACCUCCCAGAUCCUCAUUUAUCAGACCAGCAGCAGCUGCUCAUACAGAAGGUCACCUGGUCCUGUUCCUGGACGUCUGCCCACGCUCUGCAGGAGAAAGUGUGCGAGUUCCAGGCUCGUCUGUGUAGCGAAGACGCCACCAAACGACUGCUGCUCCAGCAACAGCAGACGCAGGAAGAGCACCAAGACCACCCAAACCACCCAAACAGUCACGAGCAGCCACACAUCAGCCUGCAGCACCAAUACACCAACCAGGAGCUUCUAGAACAGCCCAGCCUGCAGGAGAACCAGCUCAGACAAGCUGACUCCAAAACAGGUUUAAGACGAUCAAGAUCAAGUUCAGGAUCACAGCGGCUUCAGGGUCAUCCUGACAGUAACGGUUACCACCUUUCACUCAUCUCAGGGCUGCACACACAGAUUGAGGAGCUGGAGAAGAAGCUGUUGAACCAGACGCAGGAGGUGGAGAGACUGCGCUCUGAACUGGGGGCGACAGAUCUGGAAAAGCAGCUGGAGCUGCUGGAAAGUGAGAACCAGCGGCUCAAACAGGAGCUGAGGGCCAGCUAUGCCAAUGAGCCUGCAGCUACCUGCUCCACCUCCAGCUGCCCUCAUAGCCAGGAUGCAGAGGUGUUGCGGGCGGAGCUGUCUCGGCGUGAGGAGAUGUGUCGGGAGCGAGAGCGGCGGCUGGCGGUGUUGGAGCAGCAGGUGCAGGAGCGGACGGUUCUGGUUGCUCAGUUGCAGGAGCAGCUGGAGGAGGCCUCGCGGUACAGGCAGGAGAUCCAGCAGCAGUUGGACGAGGCUUUGCGGAGUCGGGCCGAGAGCGAGCAGCAGUUCAGCACUCGACUCAGAGACGCAGAGGAAGCUCUCAGCCGGCAGGCCGCCGCACCUCCACAGAUCAAGUAUGUGACGAAGACAGUCGAGGUGGAGUCGGCUCAGUGUAAGCAGGCUCUGGUGGAGGCUCAGGCACGUAACCAGGCUCUCCAGGAGCAACUUGGGGUCCAGCGGGAGCUCCUCCGUGAGCUGGAGCAGCAGCUGCAUGAAAGCCAAAGGACCAGCAGCCAGUUACGCCAACAGCUGAGUUUGGACCGGGCUCGGCUCUGCGGCCUGCUCUCCAGGGCUGUAGGCAAAGCCAACACAGAGGUCACCUGCAGGCUCUCCAAGAUCCUGGUGUAUGAGGGUGAGAUGGAGCGAGCUCAAGGCCAGCUGGAGGCGGAGCUACAGAAUCUGGAGGAGGAGAAGAACAGGGUGAUAGAAGAGGCUUUCAUCAGAGCUGAGAGUGAAAUGAAGGCUGUGCAUGAGAACCUCGCAGGUGUGCGGAUGAACCUGUUGACCCUGCAGCCUGCUUUGAGGACUCUCACCUGUGAUUAUAACUGUCUGAAGCGGCAGGUGCAGGACUUUCCUUACAUGCUGGAGAAAGCUAUUGCUGAGGCUAAACAGGAGAUCUGCCAGGUGAUUGGAGAAGUGAGCAGUGCCAAUCAGGAGCUGCUUCGCAAAUACAAGAGAGAGAUGAACCUGAGGAAGAAGUGUCAUAAUGAACUGGUGCGCCUCAAAGGAAAUAUCCGGGUGUUUUGCCGAGUGCGUCCUGUAUGUCAGGAUGAGGCGGAGUCGGACAGUAAGACCAUGGUGAGCUUCGACUCGGAUGACGAUGCUGUGCUCUACCUCUCCAACAAGGGAAAGCUGAUGACGUUUGAGCUGGACAAGGUUUUCCCUCCUCAGAUCACGCAGGACGAGGUGUUUCAGGAAGUUCAGUCACUGGUCACGUCCUGCAUAGACGGCUUUAACGUGUGCAUCUUCGCUUACGGACAGACUGGCUCAGGAAAGACCUACACCAUGGAGGGUGUUCCUGAGGACCCUGGCAUUAACCAGAGAGCCCUGCGUCUGCUGUUCUCCGAGGUUUCUGAGAAAAAGCCUGACUGGGAUUAUAAUAUCACCGUCAGCAUGGUGGAGAUUUACAACGAGACUUUACGGAAUCUUUUGGGAGACAACCCGAGCGAGAAGCUGGACAUUAAGAUGUGUCCAGAUGGAAGUGGUCAGCUGUACGUACCGGGUCUGACUGAGUUCUCAGUAGAGAGCGUGGAGGACAUUAACAGGGUGUUUGAACUGGGUCACAUGAACCGAGCGACGGCAUGUACGAACCUCAACGAACACAGUUCUCGCUCUCACGCUCUUCUUAUCAUCACUGUUGCUGGAUUUAACUCCUCUACAGGACACAGAACCUCAGGUAAACUGAACCUUGUGGAUCUGGCAGGUUCUGAGCGAAUCGCGAAGUCGGGAGCUGAGGGAAGCCGCCUGCGCGAGGCUCAGUGCAUCAACAAGUCUCUGUCAGCCCUUGGCGACGUCAUUAACGCUCUUCGCUCGCGCCACUCGCACGUUCCCUUUCGCAACUCUCGCCUCACGUACCUGCUGCAGGACUCUCUCAGUGGGGACAGCAAAACGCUCAUGGUAGUGCAGGUGUCUCCUCUGGAGAGUAAUAUCAGCGAGUCGGUCUGCUCUCUGAAGUUCGCACAGCGGGUUCGUACCGUCGAGCUCGGCCCGUCCUCUUCCUCACGGAGACACGCGGAGAACUCCUCAACGUCUUCCUCACCCACUCACGACAGUGUGGAGUUGGACUCUCCUCCAGUAACUCCGGUGCCCCUCCCCAUCUCCAGAGCGAGCAGUGCCGGCUCCACCCUCUCCUCCAGCUCCAAAAGCACUAGUACACGCCGGAGGUCCCAAAGCCAGCUAGCUACAGACAGACAGGUAGACAGAAGCAGCCCAUUGAUUGGGAACAGUGGGCAGGACGAUUGAAGGUAACUGUAUGAUGCUCCUACAAAGUUCUGAGAUGCUGCCUUCUGACUCCACCCACCAAAGAGACUCUUUCUUUUCUGAGGAUUACACCAAUUUAAGGACUGGUGUUUCUCAACGUGGGGGCUGGAGACCAACCAAACUGGCAAAUCAGGGUCCUGCAAGGUAUCUUUACGAACUUCUAGCGACAAACGUUAAUGAAACAUAACGUAACGUGACUUUACUUGACACUCCUCCUGUCUAAAAGACUGACUGAAGAAUCAUCGGCGCCUCCCUCUGACCUCUCGGCCACACCUGCUGGCUCAGGGAGGUGAAGACCUGACGAUUCCUUCGUUUCCUCAUUUUUUAUUUUAUUUUUUCCCCCUCAGUGUUUUGUGGACAUUGAAUGCACUUUAGAACAGCCUGAUUUUACCAUCCGUGGUGUUACUCUUAACUAUCUGCUCCCUCCUAACAGCAUCAAAUGACCGGUGUUGAUUUGUCUUUUUCUUUAACGUACAUUUGUGUAUGUCCCUUUUUAUUAUUAUUUUUUUUUUUGUUUUAAUUUGUUCUCGCAACCCAAGUUCCCUUUUAUUUUAAAACAAAAGAACAAAAACUCAUACUUCCAAAAAAAGCUCUGAGCUUUGAUACACUGAUCAAGUAUAACAUUUUUGACUUUUUUAAUUCAUUUAGUCAGCUCCACUGAUCAUAUAUAUAUAUAUAUAUACACAGCUCUGGAAAGAAUGAAGAGAGCACUUCAGUUUCUGAAUCAGUUUCUCUGAUUUUGUUAUUUAUAGGUUUAUGUUUGUGUAAAAUUAACAUUGUUGUUUUAUUCUAUAAACUACAGACAACAUUUCUCCCAAAUUCCAAGUAAAAUUAUUCUCAUUUACAUAUUGGCAUGUGUUUGCCGAAAAUGAGAAAUGGCUAAAAUAACACAAAUAUAUAUGCAAAGAAAACAAGUUCAUAUUCAUAAAGUUUUAAGAGUUCAGAAAUCAAUAUUUGGUGGAAUAACCCUUGUUUUAAUCACAGUUUUCAUGCAUCUUGGCAUCAUGUUCUCCUCCUCCACCAGUCUUACACACUGCUUUUGGAUAACUUUAUGCUGCUUUACUCCUGGUGCAAAAAUUCAAGCAGUUCAGUUUGGUGGUUUGUGAUCAUCCAUCUUCCUCUUGAUUAUAUUCCAGAGGGUUUUAAUUAAGUAAAAUCAAAGAAACUUGUCAUUUUUAAGUGGUGUCUUUUUUUCCAGAGCUGUAUAGCUGAAUAUAUAGGACAUUUGUAGUUUUUCAAUUAACAAUUACAGACUGUAGUCCUGUAUAUGUUUCUCUGUAUACUUUAUUAUUAUCCUCCUUUUUUCAGAAGGAGGAUAAUAAAAUAUGCAGAGAAAAACAUAGAAACACUACAGUUAAUUACUACAGAACUACAAAUUGUACUAUAAUAGAAGAAACAGAAAGGUGGUCAAUGUUAUGCUUCAUCUGUGUAAGUUUUUCUGUGUACUAAUGAUAAAGAAAAGCAAUACUGCAGGCCGAGCGUGGCCGCUCUCUCUCUCUGUUCUGUAGCAGGUUGCGUUUUUAAUAUGUAUAUAUCUGGCAUCCUGAAGGCCAGACGGAGAAGAAGUCUUCCUGAUCAAAGCAUGUGAUCGUAGUUCAGCUCUCUGCUCUGCUCAUCCUCCAUCUGUUCGACAAUCAAUCAGUGUUGCAGUGUACAGAUCCAGAAUACAGAACGGAUCAGAUCAGCUCAUCCCUUGCAUAGCGUAACUCUCAUUGCUGUAAAUAGGAAUGCUCUGAAUUUUAUCCCGCAGUCGGAUCGCGGCGUUUCCUCAGUGUACGGGAUUUAGCUCCAGCUGACUCGCUGAGAGAGGACCGCCGCCGGCUCCGGGUUCUGCUUGCUUCUGUUCAUGACGGUGUAGGUUUGUAUGCAUUUUUGGUUUUGUACACUUUUUAAUAAAUGCUCUAAACAUGA